Molecule: messenger RNA, 2093 nt
Organism: Megalops cyprinoides (Indo-Pacific tarpon)
Lineage: Eukaryota; Metazoa; Chordata; Actinopteri; Elopiformes; Megalopidae
Product: DDB1- and CUL4-associated factor 11-like
Exons: 15
Coding region: 287-1939 (550 amino acids)
Biological process (GO): proteasome-mediated ubiquitin-dependent protein catabolic process
Cellular component (GO): Cul4-RING E3 ubiquitin ligase complex
Molecular function (GO): protein binding
Source: RefSeq, a predicted model, not a curated record
GGUAAUAACACCUCGGAUAACGUAAACAACAUGGCGUUUCCGAGAGACUACGAAAUUUAAUGGAAUAUCUUUGCAACAAACAUCUACUAACUACAGGAUAAGUAUUGUACACUUCAGUGUACAGGAUCAGUAUAACAACGGCAGUCGUCCUAAAACUGAAUGUCGAUCACAACAGCUAGCUGGCUAGUUAGCUAAAAACAGAGUGGCUACAGUGACAAGUUGAGACAACAUCUGGAGAAAACGGCAAGACCACUUAGCUACUCCAAAUAAACACGGCUCUCGGUCUAUGGGCUCUCGGUCCAGUUCUGGGAUGUCUGGUCGGGGCUCUAGCGGCAACCCAGACGAGUCAGAAGUUCAGAACAGCCAGGACAGCAGCCAGCGUGGCCGCAGGUUGAUACCGAGGCAAGCGGACAGACAGCAGGCAUCAGAAGAGGACGUAGACUUAGCUCAAGUGCUGGCUUACUUACUGAGGAGGGGCCAGGUCCGGCUGGUCCAUGGAGGCGGGGCGACAGGGCUACAGCUCGUCCAAUCAUAUCCUGACUCUGACGAUGACAGUGAUGGGGCCUGGGAGGGGCGCCUAGGAGGCCGCUACAAUCCCCCGGUGGACGCCCACCCUGACACUCAGGAUGUGGACCGGAGUGAAAUUCGGACUCAGAUCCUUCUCGCCACUGGCUCGUCAGGGUCGAAAGGCAGACAGAGCUUCACCCAUAUGCUAAAGGAGAGGGAAAGGGGCCGCUGUCUCGGGUCCAGCUUCUCUCACGGGGAGUGCAGUGGAAUUCGCUCACAUUUCCUGCCCAACCAUGUGGCCUUCAAAGAGACGUACCACCAGAAGGUUUUCUGCGGGGUGUACAGUGAGGAUGGAAACAGGUUCCUGACAGCCUGCCAGGAUCAGAACAUUCGUCUGUAUGACACCAGCAGGGGGCGCUUUGUCCUGAAGAGCACAGUGAAGGCGCGCGAUGUUGGCUGGAGCGUGCUGGAUGUGUGCUUCACCCCAGACUCCCACAGCGUGCUCUACUCCAGCUGGUCCGACUACAUUCAUGUAUGCAGUAUGGAUGGGGAGAGUGAGACACACACCGCUUUGGAUCUCAAUCCGGAUGAGAGGAGAUUCUGUGUCUUCUCUCUGGCGGCGUCCUCAGAUGGGAAAGAGAUCCUGGGAGGGGCGAACGAUGGCUGCCUCUAUGUUUUCGACCGUGAGCAGAACAAGAGAACGCUUAAGAUCGACGCCCACGAAGACGACGUGAACGCCGUGGCCUUCGCCGACAGCUCGUCCCAGCUGCUGUUCUCGGGGAGCGACGACGCCCUGUGCAAGGUGUGGGACAGGCGGACUCUCCGGGAGGACAGGCCCGAGCCCGUGGGACAGCUGGCGGGGCACAGAGACGGCAUCACUUUCAUACACAGCAAGGGUGAUGCACGCUACCUCAUCAGUAACUCCAAGGACCAGUCCAUCAAGCUGUGGGACGUGAGGAAGUUCUCCCCUCGGGAGGGGUUGGCUGCGUCCCGGCUGGCCGUCACGCAGCAGAACUGGGAUUACCGCUGGCAGCAGGUCCCGCAGAGAGCCCUGAAGAGGCACAAGCUGCCGGGGGACACGUCGGUGAUGACGUACCGCGGCCACGGCGUGCUGCACACGCUCAUCCGCUGCCGCUUCUCGCCCGAGUUCAGCACCGGCCAGAGGUUCAUCUACAGCGGCUGCUCCACGGGCAGGGUCAUCAUCUACGACGUGCUGACGGGCAGCGUGGUAUCCAGGCUGUCUGAUCACCAUGCUUGCGUGAGAGACGUCAGCUGGCAUCCCUACCAGAACAACAUCGUCAGCAGCUCCUGGGAUGGAGGAGUCUGGCUGUGGGAACACAGGCACGCCCGUGAGAUGGAUGAGGAGACAAGGGACGAGCAAACAGAGGAAUCGAGUCCCGAAUACGCGGGACUCAGAAACAGAGGGAAGUAAUUACGGGAUAUCCCGCUCCUUACUGCCACCACAGCUGCAGAAGUUGUAAAAUCAGUUCACUUGGGGAAUUUGCAGAAUGAUUGUAAAGCCUUACGCUGCAGUCUUUGCAUAUUCUUUCCAUUUUGUGAAAGCUGUUAUAUUAUAUGGCCUAUAA